UGUCGCCGCUCUCACCUGCUCAAAUGGGCCCGAGUCCUGGGCUAUGUACGGGAAACGGGGAAGUGCCCUCCUGUGCUUGCUAUACAUAACUGCCGCUGCUUGCACCUCGCUCUUCGUCACAAACCUGGACCUUUGGACGUCGAUUCCCCCAGCACUCCUUCUCCGCAUGGCCCCUUCAUCUGAUCAUUCAUUAGCCGACGCUUCGGGCUCACAGAUCGAGGCACUCGAGCAACCUCUCCAGCUCAAGCUCGACAUCUAUGCUGCUGAAGGUCGCGCGCGCGCUCCUAGCGUAGACUCUGGCUAUGGGACAUCUCCGAGCUUGCGCUCGUCACUUGGUCCGGCGGUCUGGCAGCUGUACGAGGCGUGGAAGGCCGCGGACGACGCCGCACAGCGUCUUCCUGCCGAAGUGCAGGCAUUGGAGACGUGCCAAUCGCUACUGCGCGAAGCGAAGGAAAGACGUGGGGCGGUUCGGAAUACCGUGCAGCCAAAGCGCAGGCUAUCUUCGAUGUCACUCCCCGCUCUAAGGAAGCGUUCCAUGCACUCGGUCGCCCCCGCCUCUACGUACCCCACGGACUUCACGGCCUCCGCAGCACCAUUCGGCGAAUCAUCCCGCACCGUGGAGCAGCUCGAGACGGAGGUGGAUGAGCUACAACGCUCGGUUGCACAGACGCGAGUAGUCGCGGAGCAGCUUGAUGAGUGCUUUGACAAGUUGUUGCUUGUCCUCGAUGGUGGAUGCCCCGUCUCGCCGGAAUCGCUGCGCAGCCCCAGUAUCAUCAGCACCUACUCUGGACCCUCCCAAGACCCAGAUCUGUAUCGGCGAGCACGGAAGACCGUCGCAGCGCGGGACGGCAUGCAUCUUGUCACACUUUCCACCACCAAGGCGCUCCAGCACGCAUGCCGCGCUGUACAAGCUGCGCAUCACCUGUACCAGGAGGCGAAGGAGAACGUAGACCUUCUUUGUGGGCCGAACCGGAGCAAGCUCGCGGUGAUCUUCUCCGACGAAGAAAGCCGAAACCGAACGUACCUCGAGGCCGCGACGCGCGCACAAGAGGCGCAGGCCUGCUACGACGAGUGCCUGAACUCGUUGCGGCCGCAUUGGGACCUGCUCACCCGCCCGGAGCUCGAGGCGUACGAGAAUCUUCACAACACUGGUCUCCUCCAGGCCGCGACGCUGUACCGACUUAUGUACGGCGGCCCUAACUUCGCCAUGGGCAUCAAGCAGGAGGUCCAGUUCAUGAUACAGCGGCAGCAUGAGGUGUUCCUACAGUUGACCAACUUCGCGGCCGGGGUGCAGAACUGCACAGCGCACUGCGAGGCCGUUGAGCGGGAGGCGCGUGCGAGCCGCGAUGCCGCUCGCAGGCAGCUGAUCGCGGUGUAUUCUCAGGUAGACGAGGAUAUGGAGAAGGCUUUAGUGAACUGACGCGGGCGGUGAGCCGGAGAAUAAUUCAUGUAGUCGCACCUCAGGAGCCAUAGUAGCUAGAUGUAUGUAAUACAUAACUUUUAUUCGGAAUACUGGCUUUUGAUAGGCCGUCGUUCAAUAUGG
Trametes versicolor FP-101664 SS1 is the source of this 1543-nucleotide messenger RNA. RefSeq lists its product as uncharacterized. NCBI's taxonomy places the organism in Eukaryota, Fungi, Basidiomycota, Agaricomycetes, Polyporales, Polyporaceae. The record is from RefSeq and is a predicted model, not a curated record. The transcript is spliced from 7 exons. Bases 44 to 1420 code for a protein of 458 amino acids.